AUGGUGGAGCCGGUGGGAUUCAUUGAGGCGUGGAAAGCGCAGUUCCCGGAGUCUGAUCCCCCCAAGAUGGAACUGAGGUCCGUGGGGGGCAUCGAGCAGGAGCUGGAGAAGUGCAAAGCGUCCAUCCGGCGUCUGGAGCAGGAGGUGAACAAGGAGCGCUUCCGUAUGAUCUACCUGCAGACUCUCCUGGCCAAAGAGAGGAAGAGCUACGACAAGCAGAGGUGGGGCUUCAGGAAGACCCCCCUGAAUGAGGGGAUGGACCCGGCUACUUCCCAGGGUGCAGAGUCUCUAUCCCAGCAGCCACAUGUACAGGAAACUGGCAUUGUGGGGGUAGGAGUAGGAGGAGGUGGGUUCAGUGGUGGUGGAGGUCCUGGAGAUAGAAGCAGAUUCCAGCCUCUUGGGGAUGGAACUGGAAGGACCAAACCUCGGCCCCCACCUGCAAGAAAGUCAGCCUCGCAUGGAGAUGGACUGGAGUCUGCCUUUGACGUGCCCCCGCAGGCCGAGUCCACAUCCUGUGACAACUUGGAUGGUCUUUCUCCAUCCAAGCAGAGAGGUGGUAUCUCAGUGUCUCCCCGCCGACCAACGCUCCCCCCUCCAGAAAAGGAGCUGCCCUCUGACCCGAAAGACAAGAUGGGGAUGGGACUUGGCGUGGCAGCACUUAGAUCCAACUUUGAGAGGAUCAAACGGGCCAACUCUCACUCUGCAGGUGAUGUAGCUAAAGGCCAGGAGAAGCAGCCGCCACCACCUCCGCCACCGUUCUACACCAACAUGGAGUUCCACCAUGACAGGGGGCUGGUCAGGGUCAACGAGCGAGAGGUUUCAGACAAGAUCAGCACCUUGGGCAGCCAGGCCAUGCAGAUGGAGCGAAAGAGAUCCCUGCACUCCCUUCCGGGUAACCUGGCGACAGUUGCUGGGGAGCUCCGUGCCAGGCCAGUAUACAGAGGGCGGUCCACGGAGAGCACAUGUGGUUACGAUGCUGAGUAUGAAGAUGGAGAGCCAAACCAGAGACAUUCAGGGAGGGCUAAUGGGGGCAAACCUCCACCCCCUCCUUGGCAGCCCUCAGAGUUCCAGGCCUACUCUAGUGUGUAUGUUGGUGGGGUGAUGAUGGGUGAAGGUGGCGGUGGAGAUGGUAGAGGGAGUGGAGGUAGUAGUGGAGUCACAAUGAGAGACCACAGCGGGGGAGAUGACCACCUCCUCACCUGGCCACGCCGUUCGUAUUCUCCAGGGAGCUUCGAGGACGUUGGCGGAGGCGGCGGCUACACACCAGACUGCAGCUCCAACGAGAACCUGACGUCCAGCGAGGAAGACUUCUCCUCGGGCCAGUCCAGCCACGUCUCCCCCAGCCCCACCACAGCCUUUCGUCGGCCCUUCAGGGAGAAGAGUCGCUCGCCGUCCCAGAACUCCCAGAACUCUCAGCACUCCUUCGACAGCAGCAGCCCCCCUACGCCACAGUCCCAGAAGCGUCACCACCGGCAACAGGGAGGCCAUGUGGUCAUGUCUGAGGCCACCAUUGUCAGCGUUCGCAAGACUGGGCAAAUCUGGCCGCCUGCUUCCCAUCAUGACCUCAUGCCGCAUGGUAGAACAUCGCAUGACAACAGUUUCCAUGGAGACCACCUAGACGGUCAUUACACCGGGACCCCUCCCUCCUAUGGUUACGAUGCCGACCGAGCAGAGGAGCAGCGGAGACACCACGACAUCCUACCGUACAUCGAUGACUCCCCUUCGUCUUCACCGCACCUCAGCUCCAAGAGCCGCAGCAGUCGGGACACUUUGUCUUCAGGAUCUUUGGAGUCGUCCAAGUCGACGGAAUGUGACCUGGAAAAAGGUUUGGAAAUGAGGAAGUGGGUCCUGUCUGGGAUCUUGGCCAGUGAGGAAACAUACCUCAGUCAUCUGGAGGCACUGCUUUUGCCCAUGAAACCUCUGAAAGCUGCAGCGACAACAUCACAGCCUGUGCUGACAGUCGCUCAGAUAGAAACCAUCUUCUUCAAAGUGCCUGAGCUCUAUGAGAUCCACAAGGAGUUCUAUGAUGGACUGCUUCCCCGUGUGCAGCAGUGGAGCCACCACCAGAGAGUCGGGGACCUGUUCCAGAAAAUGGCGAGUCAACUAGGAGUUUACCGAGCGUUUGUGGACAACUACGAGCUGGCUGUAGAGACGGCGGAGAAAUGCUGCCAGGCCAACACACAGUUUGCUGAAAUCUCUGAGAACCUGAAAGUGAGGAGCCCAAAGGACAGCAAGGACCAGACAGCCAAGAACUCCCUAGAAGCUUUGUUAUAUAAACCAGUGGACAGAGUGACACGCAGCACACUGGUGUUACAUGACUUGCUAAAGCACACACCUUCCAGCCACCCUGACCAUCCUCUCCUGCAGGACGCUUUGCGGAUCUCCCAGAACUUUUUGUCUAGUAUCAAUGAGGAGUCGACGCCGCGGCGGCAGUCUAUGACUGUCAAAAAGGGAGAGAACCGGCAGCUGCUGAAGGACAGUUUCAUGGUGGAGAUGGUUGAAGGAGCCAGGAAGCUGCGGCAUGUGUUCCUCUUUACUGAUCUGCUGCUGUGUGCCAAGCUAAAGAAACAGAUUGGAGGUAAAAGCCAGCAGUAUGACAGUAAGUGGUACAUCCCCCUGACUGAACUGACCUUCCAAGGCCCAGAGGAGGCGGAGCCCCUGACCAUCCCCCAGGUCCCUGAUGAAGAGCUGGAUGCCAUCAAGGUCAAGAUUUCACACCUCCGCAGUGAGAUUCAGAGAGAGAAGAGGGCCAACAAGGGUUCAAAGGUCAUUGACCGUCUCAGGAAGAAGCUGUCUGAACAGGAGUCUCUGCUCCUGUUGAUGUCUCCGAGCAUGCCGCUCAGACUCUACAACAAGAAUGGCAAGAGUUACAUUUUCCUCAUUUCAUCUGACUAUGAACGUGCAGAGUGGAAGGAAAUAAUGAAGGAGCAGCAGAAGAAAUGUUUUAAAACUUCAUCUUUAACAUCCAUGGAGCUGCAAAUGUUGACCAGUUCAUGUGUCAAACUGCAGACUGUUCAUCACAUUCCUCUUAGUAUCAAUAAAGAAGAGGAUGAAUCCCCCGGUCUCUACGGGUUCCUGAAUGUAAUUGUCCACUCCGCCUCCGGCCUCAAACAGAGCUUGAACCUCUAUUGCACAUUGGAGGUGGACUCUUUUGGCUUUUUCUCGAAUAAAGCCAAGACGAGAGUGUAUCGAUACACUACUGAACCCAAAUGGAACGAGGAAUUUGAGAUUGAUCUGGAGGGCUCGCAGACCCUGAGGCUGCUCUGCUAUGAGAAGUGUUACAACAAGACCAAGCAGAACAAAGAGGAUGGAGAAAGCACAGACCGCAUCAUGGGGAAAGGACAGAUCCCGCUUGAUCCUCAGACUCUCCAGGGCAAAGACUGGCAGAGGACAGUUAUUCCAAUGAACGGGAUUGAGGUUAAACUCUCCAUGAAGUUUACCAGCCGAGAGUUCAGCCUGAAGAGGAUGCCCUCGCGGAAACCGAUGGGUGUCUUUGGAGUCAAGAUUUCCACAGUGACCAAACGAGAGCGCUCCAAGGUGCCCUACAUUGUCCGGCAGUGCCUGGAGGAGAUUGAAAGGAGGGGGAUGGAGGAGGUGGGCAUCUACCGAGUAUCAGGGGUGGCCACUGACAUUCAGGCCCUGAAGACCGCCUUCGACACCAAUAAUAAAGACGUAUCAGUGAUGAUGAGUGAAAUGGAUGUUAAUGCCAUUGCUGGGACCUUGAAGUUGUACUUCAGAGAGCUGCCAGAACCACUUUUUACAGAUGAGCUCUACCCGAACUUUGCGGGCGGCAUCACCCUGUCUGAUAGUGUUGCCAAAGAGAGCUGUAUGUUGAACUUACUGCUGUCACUGCCAGAACCCAACCUGGUCACAUUCCUUUUCCUUUUGGAUCACCUCAAGAGGGUGGCAGAGAAGGAAAGCAUCAACAAAAUGUCUCUCCACAACCUGGCGACAGUGUUCGGGCCGACCCUGCUGAGGCCAUCUGAGAAGGACAGUAAGAUCCCCGCCAACCCAACACAACCCAUCAGCAUGGGGGACAGCUGGUCUCUGGAAGUGAUGGCACAGGUUCAGGUGCUGCUGUAUUUCCUGCAGUUAGAGACCAUUCCCACCCCAGACAGUAAACGACAGAGCAUCCUCUUCUCCACUGAAGUAUAAAGUAGACUAUGAAUACAUGGAAAGAAAAGGACUCUGGCUCAAAGUGAGCCUAUAGUAGUAUGUUUUUAAAUUGACUUACCAGACUGUGUGGCCCUUUCAGCUGGUUGGGAUCAAACCCAAAAGGGUGCCAUCGAGCCUCUGAAGCUUCGAGGACAGACGCUCCUCAACGUUUAUAUCUCUUGUUACUGUGCAUUACAUCUUCUACUCCUUGUAUGUUUAUUGAUGCUGUGGGUACAUCAACCAUCUGCAUUUCUUUACCUUUGUCUUUGUCUUUACAUUGAGCCUUUACAGCUCGCGACAGCUCUCUCAAGUUAAAAGGUUGGAUUCCUUCAACUGUCCUUAAGCAAACCGUUUCUUACCGAUUUGUUUGCAUGGAAGCACAGAUAAAUUAACUGAAAUUAGCCAACAAAAUCAACAUUUACACAUGUCAAUUUCUUGGGCAUUUGACUCCAUCUCUGUUUAUUUUGGACAAUCAUCGAGUCAGGAUUCUGCAGAUUUAAUUUCUCCAUCUCAAACUUCAACUCAUGUCAUGUUGUGGCGAUUUUAACUGUGUUUUUUUAUGGUCUCAGUGCAGUUUUUCUGAGAGGAGACAUUUGUUCUGUCUGUGGGAUCUAGAGAUGAACGUCCAGAUUUGCCACAAUAUUGGCCUUUUUUUUGUGUGUGUGUCAAGCAAGCCACAGGAAGCCUGCACCUGUAUCCUAAAGUGUUUACAACGUAAACAAAUCCACUAGGAGUCAAAAACAAAGGCUGAAUACAGGACUGGAGAAAAACUGUAAAGAAACCAGAUGUGUAGUAAUACACUACAAUCUGACAGUCUGCAGUUGUCCACCAUAAAGCAACUUUCAUGUUUGUGUUGUUCGUGUCCUAAGGUAGUCCUCAGCUUAAAAUAUCCAGGAAGCAAUAUAUUUUUUAACAUAGGACUUGUGUGUGUUCAUAUCUUUGCUGAUGAAAUGUCCGUCUUUCUGUAACAUAGGACAUCUUUGCCAAAAUAAUGUUUGUUUCUAGGCAAAAAGGAAGCAGUUGUAUUUACAGAUACAAUAUGUACAUAAGUUGUAUUCUUUUGUUUUUGUUUAACAGUAUAAUCAUUGUUGUUAUUAUUGUAACUUAUUUUGGGGACCUGGGGGAAAAAAUUGUUUGUUUUUCUAUGUGUCCUUUUUUGGUUUGAUUAAGAAAGUGGUAGGUCUUAGCCUUGACUUCAAGUCUUGCAGUAAAUAAGCAGGAUUUAGCCUUGUUCUUAUAGAAACUACUCAGCUGUUCUGUCCAGCCUAUUAUUAAUAUUAAUUUAGAUAUUAUGAAGGUAACACACACAUUGUAGUUACAUACUGUAUGCUGCUGUGGAAAAGGCACAAGCUCUUUAACUGCUGGGUCGACUGUGUUCCUCGGCAGUCCGGCUCGCAUCCAGAGAACAUCGCCUGUCUAGUUUAGACAUUAUGCAAUGUCAUAAUACAGCACACACACACACACACACACACACACACACACACACAGACACACACAUAUAUAUAUA
This is a messenger RNA of Sphaeramia orbicularis (orbiculate cardinalfish), 5662 nucleotides long. Its product is annotated as breakpoint cluster region protein-like. The record is from RefSeq and is a predicted model, not a curated record. NCBI's taxonomy places the organism in Eukaryota, Metazoa, Chordata, Actinopteri, Kurtiformes, Apogonidae. Gene Ontology annotation, biological process: positive regulation of GTPase activity; intracellular signal transduction; protein phosphorylation. Gene Ontology annotation, cellular component: membrane. The transcript is spliced from 23 exons. Gene Ontology annotation, molecular function: protein serine/threonine kinase activity; guanyl-nucleotide exchange factor activity; GTPase activator activity. Bases 1 to 4155 code for a protein of 1384 amino acids.